Messenger RNA from Salvelinus namaycush (lake trout), 1849 nucleotides. RefSeq names its product E3 ubiquitin-protein ligase RNF128-like. The record is from RefSeq and is a predicted model, not a curated record. The transcript has a single exon. Gene Ontology annotation, cellular component: cytoplasm; nucleoplasm. NCBI's taxonomy places the organism in Eukaryota, Metazoa, Chordata, Actinopteri, Salmoniformes, Salmonidae. The annotation marks the transcript as partial.
GCGACCGUGGAUAAACAGACAGAGAUGUUUGUCCUGUUCUUUGUCUGUCUGUCCGGGCUGGUCCAGUCUACGACAGCGAUGAUAUUCUGGACGGCGUACGUGGGGGUGCAUUUCUACGACAGCAACACUAACCAGACAGAGACCAGGUUCUGUGAGUGUGGGGUGUACGGGCGUUCCUCCCCUCUGGAGAGCGCUGCCGGGAUGGUGGUCCUCCCUGCCUCAGACCCCCAGGGCUGCAGCCUGGACCCCUACCCCUCCAACGACAACACCACCACCCAGGGGUCCUGGAUCGCUCUGGUCAAGAGGGGAAACUGUACCUUCAGUGAGAAGAUCAAGGCAGCGUGGGCCAGGGGGGCGGCGGCCGUAGUGGUCUAUAACCUGGAUGGAACCGGUAACAGCUCAGAUUACAUGACGCACAGCGACACCACUGGCACCGUGGCCAUCAUGAUCGGUAACCUCCAGGGGGUAGAGAUCGCUAACAUAGUGCGGAGUGGUGUGGCCGUCUCCAUGGUGAUCGAGGUGGGCAAAGCCCAUGGGCCAUGGAUGGACACCUAUUGGCUCUACUUCCUGUCUAUCGCCUUCUUCAUUGUGACGGGCGCCUCCAUUGUCUACUUCGGAUUCGUCUCCGCCCACCGGCUGCAUAGUCUCAGGUUGAUCCAUCUCACCGAUAGGCGGCUGAGGAAUGAGGCCAAGAAAGCGAUUGGUCGGCUGGAGGUGCGUAAGCUGAAGCGCGGGGACGAGGAGACGAAGCCGGACAGCCACACCUGUGCCGUGUGUAUCGAGUCAUACCGCCCAGGAGAUGUAGUGACCGUCCUGACCUGUGGCCAUCUGUUCCACAAGGCCUGUAUCGAGCCCUGGCUGCUGGACAAGAGGACCUGCCCCAUGUGUAAGGCUGACAUCCUGAAGGCCUUAGGAGUGGAGGGGCCCGGGGAGGAGGAGAGCAGCAGUUCCUCUGUCCCACCACCAGAUGUCCCUAUCGUCACAGUGUCUGGAGGAUCAGGUAGAGAGCUGCUGAAUGAGGUCCCUCUCAAUGACAAACACCUUCCGACCCCCACCCUGACUCCUCAACCCCCCACCGAGGCCUGGCAACCACAUCACUAUGACAAUAUAGCCUUCGAGGGAGAGACACACCCUCAGGGGAACGUGGCCACCAGAGGAUAAACGACAACAACAACACUGGAUAAUGGUCAUUUCUACCUGGAGCACGAACAACAACCCAUAGACCGCUUCACACAGCUACAGCAGUGGCUGGUGAUAUACUGUACUAUCACCCAUAGACCUCUUCACACAGCUACAGCAGUGGCUGGUGAUAUACUGUACUAUCACUGUUAGAUAAACCAUAUCUACUGUACUGCUAGGAAAACAUCUCCCUGGAUUCAAACACGGUUUACUGAUGAUCAAAUAACUAUCAUGGCAGUAGAUUCUACCUCUGCUUAUCUGCAUAGCCUAAACCCUGGUCCAGGAAGCUGCAGGUGUGCAGGCUUCUCUUUUAACUUCUCUUUGAGAUCAAAGUUACUUCUUUAUAAUUUGUUAAAUGAACAAACAAUCACUUGUAUGAUGAUGAGAAAGGCUGAAUAUAUUUUUCUAUUAAAUUGAUAUCUCUGCUGUAUUUUUAAAAGUAGAUAUUCUGAGAGUAAAAUAAAAAUCAGUAUUUAAGAAUGAAUCGAACUACAGUAUACUGUAAUGGUUCACAUAUUAAAUGAAAUGAGUAACCAACAAAACAGAAUAUGUACUAACUUACGUACUAACCUGGUUUAGUAUAGCUAAAGAUGUACUGUACAUGUGUCUGUGGCAGGGUAGGUGUCAAUUCCAUUUCAAAUCAGUCAAUUCAGAAAGUGAAUUAAAUUCA